This is a messenger RNA of Neolamprologus brichardi, 693 nucleotides long. RefSeq names its product BCL2 interacting protein 1b (gene bnip1b). Lineage: Eukaryota; Metazoa; Chordata; Actinopteri; Cichliformes; Cichlidae. Gene Ontology annotation, cellular component: endoplasmic reticulum; SNARE complex. Gene Ontology annotation, biological process: retrograde vesicle-mediated transport, Golgi to endoplasmic reticulum. Gene Ontology annotation, molecular function: SNAP receptor activity. The record is from RefSeq and is a predicted model, not a curated record.
AUGGCGUCUUCUGCGGAUGUUCACGUCCGAAUUUGCGCACAAGAAAUUAUCAAAUAUGAUCUGGAAAUUAAAGCUCUCAUUCAGGACAUCAGGGAUUGUCCAGGACCUCAGUCUGCUCUUGUGGAGCUCAAUGCUCAGGUCAAAGAGAAAUUCAACAAGCUGAGGCUCAGAAUUCAGGAUCUGGAGCAGAUGGCCAAAGAGCAGGACAAAGAGUCAGACAGACUGGCCAUCCAAACAGAGACCGAGAGCCAAUGGAAGCAGAUGCUGAGCAACCAGACAGCGUGGAGAAAAGCUAACCUGGCUUGUAAACUUGCCAUAGACAACAUGGAGAAGGACGAACUGCUGCAUGGUGGGGAAAACCACAACACCAGACAUAGGAAAGCAACCAAGGAAAAUUUAGUGGAAACCAGCAGCAACAUCACAGAGAGUCUGAUGUCUAUCAGCAGGAUGAUGUCUGAACAGGUGAAGCAGAGUGAGGACACCAUUGGCACUCUAGCCACCUCAUCCAGGACGGUGCAGGAAACCAACGAGGAGUUUAAAAGCAUGACAGGAACCAUUCACCUGGGCAGGAAGCUCAUCCUGAAGUACAACCGGCGGGAGCUGACAGACAAGCUGCUCAUCUUCCUUGCACUAGCCCUCUUCUUUGCCACCGUCCUCUACAUCCUCAAGAAACGUCUCUUCCCCUUCAUUUAG